AACUACUUCAGGAGGAAUCUAUGGACUGAGUCACAGAGUCGGCCCUGAGCAGAAAAUAAUUUAGAGGAAAGUGUGAGGGAGAAAAUUAUAAAUACGGAUGUUUGUGGGGUGAGGAGACAGAUGAGUGUCAUAAAUGAUAAAAUCUGGUAUUCCGAUGCGUUAAUAAUUGUUGGGUAUCGGAAAUUUUCUCUCGUUUUCCCUCAGAACAAUCAGACUUUCGCAGAGUCCAAAAGGUGCUUGGUUUCUUGAGUGGUGAUCAAAGCAGAGGACGCUUGAGUUUUCUUUAAGAUUAGAGAAAAAACAGAGGGGAUCAAAGGCGAAAACAGAGGCAACUAUCACUUUCUUAUUACAGUGUGGGCGGUAAUUUCGCCGGAAUCCGAAGUUAUCGGUGCCGGAAAUGGGUUGUUUUGUCAGCAUUUCUAACGAGAAUUCUAAGAAAAUUAGCAAUUAGCUGUCCAAACGUCAAAAAAUAGAAGUCCUGUAGACCGAUUUCAUUUCUUUUCUCUCCACUUUCUCUCUAAAAGAGAGAGAAAAAAAAAUCUUCCUACAAUUUCUCCCUUCCUCUCUCUCUCUCUCUCUUUCUCUCUCUCUCUCUCUCUCUCGGCUUUUCCUCUGUUCUUUGGGCUUCCUCUGUUUUCGAGGUUGGGAGAGAGACCCAAGAAAACCCCUCUCUCUCUCUCUUUUUCGCCGUGAAAUCAUGAUUUUGGACAAAGGGUCAAUGCAAUCAAACCUCGAGUGCUUCCUUGAAUGCAUAACACCUGUGGUACAAUCCCAAUUCCUACACAAGACUGAAAUCAGGGACCUCAAUGUUCUAUGGCAUCCAUGGGAGAGAGAAAAAGUUGAGUAUUUCACCUUGGGCGAUCUCUGGAAUUGCUUCGAUGAAUGGAGUGCCUAUGGUGCUGGAGUUCCUAUCUUGUUGAACAACAAUGAAACCCUUGUUCAGUACUAUGUGCCCUACCUCUCUGCAAUUCAGAUUUUCACUAGCAACUCAGCCAGAAACAGUUUCAGGGAAGAAACCGAGUCAGGUGACUGUGAGACCAGGGAUUCCUUUAGUGAUUCCUGCAGUGAUGAGAGUGAGAGUGAGAAGCAGUGGAGAUGGGACGGUUGUUCCUCUGAGGAAGGAUGCUUAGAGCAGGAGAGCCUGUGGCAUAGAAGCGAUAGACUGGGCUGCCUUUAUUUUCAGUACUUCGAGAGAUCAACUCCUUAUGGAAGAGUUCCUCUUAUGGACAAGAUCAGUGGAUUAGCUCAAAGAUACCCGGGCUUAAUGUCAUUGAGGAGCGUUGAUCUUUCACCAGCUAGCUGGAUGGCAGUUGCCUGGUACCCGAUUUAUCACAUUCCAAUGGGGAGAACCAUAAAGGACUUGUCCACAUGUUUCCUCACAUACCACACCCUUUCAUCGUCUUUUCAAGAUAUGGACCUGGAUGAUGAUAUCGACAGUGCUGAAAAGAAGAAGAGGAAAGAAGGGGAAGGCAUCUCACUCCCUCCAUUUGGUUUAGCCACUUACAAGAUGCAAGGAAAUGUGUGGGUGUCGAGCAAGAGUGGUCGGGACCAAGAAAGGGUGAUGUCGCUGUUAAGUGUGGCAGAUUCGUGGCUAAAACAGCUAAGGGUCCAGCACCAUGACUUCAACUACUUCACUGGGAUUCGUCGUGGGUGAAACCGGAAAGGAAAAAAAAAGAUGGCAUAGAAUUGAAGUUUCAUCCAAUCCAAUCUCACUCCCAGACUCAAAAAUCUGUGUUUCUUUUGAGUCUUUAACUGGUUUUUCGUGUUGUUGCUUGGAGGACUUGGGCCUUGAGUGUGAGGAUUGUAGUUGACUCUUGUCUUUGAUGGGAUUUCUAGGAACCCCUUAACCUCUAUAUCAUGAGUUGAGCAGAGCUUUUAACCAUGGACUUUUAACCUUUUUGGCCUUUUAGAGAUGGGUUUGGGGUGGAGAGAGGAGAGUUGGAACUUGGAAGCCCUUCGGGCUCUUUUUAACUAUUAACUUUUAUGGAUGCUGUGAUGCAUUCCCACCACUUCCCCCAACAAGGGUAUAUACAGUGUCUUUUGGCUGUAAUGGUUGUUUGUAGAUGAGGGAGAGUUUUCAGCUGGUUGCAUUGCAUGAAUAUAUAUAUAUGGUCAAGGAUAAACCAUGCCCAUUGCUUCAAA
Vitis vinifera (wine grape) is the source of this 2142-nucleotide messenger RNA. RefSeq lists its product as uncharacterized. Bases 698 to 1654 code for a protein of 318 amino acids. The transcript is spliced from 7 exons. The record is from RefSeq and is a predicted model, not a curated record. NCBI's taxonomy places the organism in Eukaryota, Viridiplantae, Streptophyta, Magnoliopsida, Vitales, Vitaceae.